This is a messenger RNA of Cornus florida, 2523 nucleotides long. RefSeq names its product subtilisin-like protease SBT4.14. The transcript has 11 exons. The coding region runs from base 59 to 2353 and encodes 764 amino acids. The record is from RefSeq and is a predicted model, not a curated record. Gene Ontology annotation, molecular function: serine-type endopeptidase activity. Gene Ontology annotation, biological process: proteolysis. NCBI's taxonomy places the organism in Eukaryota, Viridiplantae, Streptophyta, Magnoliopsida, Cornales, Cornaceae.
CUCCACAUAGACAACUCAAUACAGAGAUAUAUAGCUCCAAGCUUUUUGUCCUGCAAGCAUGUUGAGAGAUGGAUUUAUCAUUUCCUUUCCAUUCCUUUCUUGCCUUCUUUCUCUUAUCUUGACAGGUCUUUUAGCUGUAAAUGGAGAUGUCCAAAAGGACUUUUACAUUGUUUUCAUGAGACAUCAUCCAGUUAAUGAAGAGACUGUGCGUCAGUCUCACAUCGACGUCCUCUCAAUGUUGAAGGGAAGUGAUGUUGAGGCUAAGGAGUCCCAUGUUUAUAGCUAUACAAAAAGCUUCAAUGCGUUCGCUGCAAAGCUAUCUCAAGAUGAAGCCAACGAAUUAUCCGGCAUGGAUGGAGUGCUUUCUGUUUUCGUGAACAAGUAUCACAAGCUACACACGACUAAAUCAUGGGAAUUCAUCGGAUUACCUGCAUCAGCAAGAAGAAAACCGAAAAUGGAGAGCAAUAUUACUGUUGGUCUAUUAGAUACAGGGAUUACUCCACAGUCAGAGAGCUUUAAAGACGAUGGAUUUGGUCCUAUACCCGCGAAAUGGAAAGGAGGAAAAUGUGGCCACUUUGCUAAUUUUUCAGGAUGCAACAAGAAGCUCAUAGGAGCCAAGUACUUCAAGCUGGACAACAAUCCGGACCCAAGUGACAUACUUUCUCCUAUAGAUGUGGAAGGCCAUGGGACACACACAUCCUCAACCCUAGCCGGAAAUGUUGUCGCGAAUGCAAACCUGUUCGGACUUGCUAGAGGGGCAGCUCGGGGGGCAGUGCCAUCUGCAAGGGUGGCUAUGUACAAAGUGUGUUGGGUUAGCAGUGGUUGUGCAGACAUGGACAUUCUUGCCGCCUUUGAUGCUGCUAUUCACGACGGUGUUGAUGUCAUAUCCAUCUCCAUUGGUGGCCUAACGGCUGAUUAUGUAACGGACACUAUAGCAAUAGGAGCAUUUCAUGCCAUGCAAAAUGGGAUCAUCACUGUUGCUUCUGCUGGAAAUGAUGGACCAAACCUGGCUACUGUGGCUAACCAUGCCCCAUGGAUUUUUACCGUGGCAGCAAGUGGUUUGGAUCGGCAGUUCAGAAGCAAAAUUGUUUUAGGCAACGGAAAGACCACCUCGGGAGUCGGAGUGAACACAUUCAAUCCGAAACAAAAAUCAUACCCACUUGUCAAUGGGGCUGAUGCAGCCAAGACUUCUUCAAGCAAGGAGAGUGCAAGUUAUUGCACGGAGGACUCAAUUGACCCUAUGAAGGUGAAGGGAAAGCUUGUCCACUGCAAACUAGGAACAUGGGGUGCUGAUUCUGUUAUUAAGGGUAUUGGAGGGAUUGGUACUAUCAUUGAAAGUGAUGCCUUCCUUGACGCUGCCCAAAUUUUUAUGGCACCAGCAACAAUGGUCAAUGAUACAGUUGGUGCAACCAUUACUGAAUAUACGCACUCCACAAGAUCACCAUCUGCCGUGAUAUACAAGUCCCAAGAAGUUAAGAUCCCAGCUCCUUUUAUUGCUUCAUUUUCAUCCAGGGGUCCUAAUCCAGGAUCAAAACACAUACUCAAGCCUGAUAUUGCAGCACCAGGCAUUGACAUCUUGGCAUCAUACACCCCUUUCAAGUCACUUACCGGGCUGAAAGGUGACACCCAGUACUCAGAUUUCACUCUCAUGUCCGGGACUUCCAUGGCAUGCCCACACGUUGGCGGGGUAGCUGCAUAUGUGAAGUCGUUCAACCCAAAAUGGUCUCCGGCUGCUAUCAGAUCCGCCAUCAUGACCACCGCUACACCUAUGAGCAAAAGGGUGAACAAUGAAGCUGAAUUUGCCUAUGGUGUGGGACAAGUGAACCCUAGAAGAGCACGGAGCCCUGGCUUAGUCUACGACAUGGAUACGAUAUCAUACGUUCAGUUCCUAUGCCAUGAAGGCUUUAAAGGAUCUAAAAUAGCCGUCUUAGUAAAUGAUUCCAAGCCAAUUAAUUGCUCUGCAUUGCUGCCUGGAAUUGGUGAUGAUGGUCUCAACUAUCCCACUAUGCAACUCCCAUUGAAAGACAAAGCGCCAAGAACAGCGGUUUUCCGGAGGACAGUCACUAAUGUAGGUCCUUCCAACUCCAUCUACAAUGCCACCAUUAGAGCCCCCAAAGGAGUGGAGAUUGUUGUGAAGCCGACGAGUCUCUCAUUCUCUCGUGCCUCGCAGAGGCGGAGCUUCAGUGUUAUGGUGAAGGUGAAACCAACGUCAAGUACACAGAUGAUCAUUUCAGGUUCACUCGUAUGGAGAAGCUCUAGGCACUGUGUUAGGAGUCCAAUUGUUAUUUAUUAUAAUCCAGAAGAUACGGAAAUGAAAAAAAUGACUGAAUUAAGGAGCCAAAUGCAUGAAUAAUGAGCAAAAUGGAGGAUGCAUGCAUGCUCCAAUUACAUCAUGUACUAUAUGGAAUGUGUGUGUACAUGUAUAUGCUAAUGUACUUGUGUAUGAAGUGUUGAAAAUAUGGUAUUUGGGUGUAGCAUUUAUUUUCAAUAAGCAAAGGUAUUUGAACCCUUUUUAAGUGAUUA